Molecule: messenger RNA, 1239 nt
Organism: Chironomus riparius
Lineage: Eukaryota; Metazoa; Arthropoda; Insecta; Diptera; Chironomidae
Source: the annotation of a GenBank genome assembly
AUGAGAACGGCAUCAUUUCUUUGUUUUACAUUUAUUAUCUUUGUGUCGCAAAUUGUUGAUAAUUCUGAGGCUUCCUUUAUAAUCAGAAGAGCACCUAAGAAACCACUAUCUCCAGUUAUUUUCGUUCCUGGCGAUGGUGGCAGUCAAGUUGAUGUGAAAUUAAACAAACCAUCAACUGUCCACAUCUUCUGUACGAAAGCCACAAAAGAAUACUUUAAUAUAUGGCUCAAUUUGGAACUUUUGGCUCCAUUAAUCAUUGACUGUUGGACUGAUAAUGCAAAAUUACAUUACGACAAUGUAACUAGAACAACAAGCAAUUCCCCUGGCGUUGAGCAUAGAAUUCCAGGAUGGGGUGACUCAGAAACUGUAGAAUGGAUUGAUCCAUCACAUGCAAAACAAGGCGCAUACUUUAAAUCUGUUGGUAACAUGCUUGUUGAUAAUGGAUAUGUUAGAAAUGUGUCAAUGAGAGGUGCUCCAUUUGACUUCCGUAAAGGACCAAGUGAGCUUGGACAAUACUUUAUUGACUUGAAGAAGCUUACUGAAGAAACAUACGAUCUUAAUGAUCAUGAGCCAAUUACUUAUAUUGCUCAUUCGAUGGGAGCUCCAAUGUUGAUGAUCUUUUUCCAACAACAAACUGAGGCAUGGAAGGAGAAAUAUGUUAAACGGAUGAUAACAAUUGCUGGUGCAUGGGCUGGAAGUGCUAAAGCAGUUAAAGUGUUUGCAAUGGGCGAUGACCUCGGAAGUUUAGGAUUAUUUGCAAGUGAAAUGAAACCAAUGCAGAUUUCAAUGCCUUCACUCGCAUUUUUACUUCCGUUCCCGGCUGUUUGGAAGCCUGAUGAAGUUCUAGUCUCAACACCUAGAAGAAAUUAUACUCAUAGUCAGUUAAAUGAAUUUUUCACAGAUCUGGGAUAUCCAAUAGCUUGGGAAAUGAGAAAGGAUAAUCUGAAAUUUGUUGAGAACUUUGCUCCACCAAAUGUUGAGAUUCACUGCUUGUAUUCGACUAAAAUGAAAACUGUUGAGGGUUUACGAUACAAGAGCAACGACUUGUCAAGCACACCAGAGUUGAUCUAUGGCGAUGGUGAUGGAUCUGUCAAUUUGCGAAGCUCACAAGCAUGUACUUUAUGGAGAGGCUUACAAAAGCAAUCAAUCUCAACAUUGAAUGUAGAAAAGGUUGAACAUUUUGAGAUUCUUCACAACGAGAAAGUUGUUAAUUACAUUAAAGACUUGAUGAUUAAUUAA